AUGUCGAGCGGUGGAGUCCUGUCCAGCUCGCCGGUUUCGACCCGAGGAGGCUCACCAGUUCGUCGAAAAGGCAGCUCCAGCAUCAGUGUCGAUGAUUCCGAAAAUCGUCCUAGACUUUCACCGACAUUAGCAAGGUCAUUCGAUCCCAAUGAUCCUCAGGUCAGAGAACGCCAGCAAACCUUGGAUAUGGAUAUGGCAAUGCAGCUUUCCAAGGCUCGCAGAGAUACUAUCACUACUUCCCCAACAACUACACAUCAGGAAAUACAAGCAGAGAGUCAAGACGUCGUUGCUCAGGCGGGUCUUUCCCCUCGAGAGCAGCGUGACAUAGAUAUCGCUCAAGGGCCUUCCAUGGAGGAGAUAGACGACUUGGAAUCUAUCAUUACCAAACGGCAACCCUCACCCGUUGACCUUCGAGAUCUUUUGCCUCAAUCCCAUGAUCCCAGUUUACUCGUUUCAUUAAAUGGCGCUGUGCAUCCAUCUGCCGACCGAGACGAUCCAUCUACAUCUGCGUACGGAGUUCUUCCGACCUACCAAGCAAACAUGUCCCAGUCU
Molecule: messenger RNA, 552 nt
Organism: Lentinula edodes (shiitake mushroom)
Lineage: Eukaryota; Fungi; Basidiomycota; Agaricomycetes; Agaricales; Omphalotaceae
Exons: 1
Source: RefSeq, a predicted model, not a curated record